Oncorhynchus mykiss (rainbow trout) is the source of this 2573-nucleotide messenger RNA. Its product is annotated as eukaryotic peptide chain release factor GTP-binding subunit ERF3A. Lineage: Eukaryota; Metazoa; Chordata; Actinopteri; Salmoniformes; Salmonidae. The record is from RefSeq and is a predicted model, not a curated record. Gene Ontology annotation, molecular function: GTP binding; GTPase activity.
UCGCCCCCUCGAGUGGUCCUCCUAGCGGUUAAUUCUGGAACUGUAGUUUCACGCCUCUCCCUCUCUCGUCGGUCUUGCCUCCGUGCGUGACACCGGCGCACCAUAUGCCUCCCAAAACAAGACACAGUGAAUAAGUAGCAAGAUAACAUAGCUAACGGACAUCAAACCAGCUGCAUUAUUCACAGUCAAGCUAGCUAGCUAUCUUAGCUAACUGUGCCAUGGACCCGCGAGACACAGCACCAGAUUCGUGGGAGCAGGAGGAGGAUGUUAAGGCCCGAGCUACCGCGGGGCUCCAGUCCGCUCUCGCCGCUCUCAGCGUCAAUGCCAAGCCAUUUAUCCCGAAUGUCGACGCGGCGGUGUUUGUGCCGACUUUCCUUCAAAGUAGCCCUACGGAAAUCUCCAAUUCCGAUGGUCACGGUGCUGAGCCAGUUGCCAGCAUGGAGGUUUUAGAAACAGUUGCUCCGGUGGAGAACGGAGGAGGGACAGAAGCAGACAUGGCGGUGGAGGUGGAGACGUGGGAGCAGAAAGAGGAGCCCGGGGAAGGAGAACCAGGAGGAGGAGGAGCCUUGGGAGGAGAGGGAGGUUCCAGUGAAGAGGCACAGGGAAGGGAGGAAGUAGAGAUGAUGGAGGAGGAAGAAGAGGAGGAGUUGCCCGUGCUAAAAGUAAUCCCGCUCCCACCAAAUGCCCCGAAGAAGGAGCAUGUCAAUGUGGUGUUCAUCGGUCAUGUGGAUGCUGGUAAAUCAACUAUUGGGGGACAGAUCAUGUAUUUGACAGGUAUGGUGGAGAAAAGAACCCUGGAGAAAUAUGAAAGAGAAGCAAAAGAAAAAAACAGAGAAACAUGGUACCUGUCCUGGGCACUGGACACUAACCAGGAGGAGAGAGACAAGGGGAAGACGGUGGAGGUGGGGAGAGCCUACUUUGAGACAGAGAAAAAGCACUUUACUAUCCUGGAUGCCCCCGGCCACAAAAGCUUUGUCCCCAACAUGAUUGGUGGUGCAUCACAGGCUGACUUGGCAGUGCUGGUGAUCUCGGCCAGAAAAGGAGAGUUUGAGACAGGCUUUGAGAAGGGAGGCCAGACGCGGGAGCACGCCAUGCUAGCCAAGACGGCUGGAGUCAAGCACCUCAUCAUCCUCGUCAACAAGAUGGAUGACCCCACCGUCAACUGGAGCUUGGAAAGGUAUGAGGAAUGUAAAGAGAAAUUAGUGCCAUUUCUGAAGAAGGUGGGCUUCAACCCAAAGAAGGACAUCUACUUCAUGCCUUGCUCUGGGCUAACGGGAGCCAACUUGAAGGACCCCAUAGAGGAGUGCACGUGGUACACGGGGUUGCCAUUCAUCCCACACCUAGACAGCCUGCCAAGCUUCAACAGAAUCACAGACGGCCCCGUCAGAUUACCCAUCGUAGACAAAUACAAGGAUAUGGGCACGGUGAUCCUGGGGAAGCUGGAGUCUGGUUCCAUUGCCAAAGCCCAGCAGCUGGUCAUGAUGCCUAACAGGCACACAGUGGAGGUGCUGAGCCUGCUGUCUGAUGAGGUGGAGACAGAUGAAGCUGUUCCUGGGGAGAACCUGAAGCUAAGGCUGAAGGGCAUCGAGGAAGAGGAGAUUCUGCCUGGCUUCAUCCUCUGUAAUGCUGAGAACCUCUGCCACUCCGGACGCACCUUUGAUGCCCAGAUCGUCAUCAUUGAGCAUAAAUCCAUAAUCUGCCCAGGUUACAACGCAGUCCUACACAUCCACACCUGUAUUGAAGAAGUACAAAUCACAGCCUUAAUUUGUCUAGUGGACAAGAAGACAGGUGAGAAGAGCAAGACACGACCUCGCUUUGUCAAACAGGACCAGGUGUGCAUCGCCCGGCUUCGGUGUGCCGGAACCAUCUGCCUGGAGACCUUCAAAGACUUCCCACAGAUGGGGAGGUUCACCCUACGAGAUGAAGGCAAAACCAUUGCUAUUGGCAAAGUGCUGAAGCUGGUACCAGAGAAGGACUAAUGUGAACCAGCAUGGAAUCCUGGGACAGUUGUCAUGACAGAGGAAGCUGCUGACGCCGACUUAGCCAGCCACCCCCUCUUACAUACCACUCUCUCCUGAAGAGUAUGAGGAAGAGAAGGAGGAGGAGAACAAAUCAAGUUUGAAAAUAAAGAAGAAACUGUAAAAAGUGACUGAAUCAGUUUUUAUGAUGAACAAUAUUAAAGAAAGACAAGUCCAGUGUGUCAGCUUUCUCAUAUUGAGAGCUCAGCUAUGCCACUAAUGUAGCCGCUACCCUUUCCUAAGCCAACCUCACUCUGCGCUGGUCCACCUUUUGUUUUGGAAAUGGGAAUGUAUGCAGUGUUACUUUGUUUGGAAAGGAAGGGACUGGCGUUGCAUCCGGUUGCAUCACUUUGGACCAGAGUUAGCUAGUUAUACCCAUUCAAAUCCAAAAUAUUAUACCAAAAUGUUAAUAUUUUGGUUGUAGACAUCCCCAUACCAAAUCCUAUCUGGUAUGUUCACACACACAAUCAAACAAACAUGGUUCCUGUUGUGAUCAUGUGUUGUCACGUUACCAACAACAAUGAAAAUAAAGUAUCAAACUGAGGAAUAAAAGUA